Seminavis robusta is the source of this 783-nucleotide messenger RNA. NCBI's taxonomy places the organism in Eukaryota, Bacillariophyta, Bacillariophyceae, Naviculales, Naviculaceae. The record is from the annotation of a GenBank genome assembly.
AUGCCCCGUGCCGCACCACAAGCCGUCGCCGAGCAGCACAAUUCGCUAGAGAAAGAUGAUUUGAUGAAAAUGGUCCGCUUUGGAGCCGACCAAAUCCUCAGUGGAAAGGGAGGUACCUACACUGAUGAGGACAUUGACGCGUUGAUUUCGCGAGGAGAGGAGCGCACGGAAGCCAUGCAAGCCAAGUUGCAAACCGAUGCAAAGCACAACUUGGCCAACUUUAGCUUGAUUGCUGACGAUGAUAACGGAACGGACACGUUUGCCUUUGACGGAAAGAACUACCGUGGUGCGGACAAGGGCAAGGGGAACUUUAUCAAUCAGCCGCAACGACAGAGAAAGCGCAACUACGAUGUGAACGAGUACUUUCGUGGGACGAUGAAUACAGGGACGACCAGUGGCCUCAAGGCACAUGCUGCUGAUGCUGCCGCCAAGAAACGGAAGAAGGGAAGUAGUUUCCAAGACUUCCAGCUCUUUGACUCCGCCCGCAUCGAGAAAUUCAACGAAUUGGAGCGUGAGCUUGCCACAAAGAAGGAAGCACAAGUGGCAGCCAUCAAACAGAUGCGAGAAACAAUUAAGCAUGCUCCCAUGAUGGCCUUGGGCGCUGCACCUGGACAGAGCAAAGAGGAACUCACCAAGCUGGCUGGUGAGAUGGAACAAAAACUAUCAGAAUUCAAACUCCCAGAAGAGGCGGAAGCAGAACGGAAGAAACUCAUGAAUGAUGGCUUCCCGGACUGGAGUCGAAAGGACUUCAAGGUAUGUCUCAUUUGCGGCUUGCCAAAGUGA